AUGAAUAUGACUGAUGAUAGAGAAGAGCGUUUUUAUAAAGCAGUUACAUGUUUAUUACUUGGAAUUGAAUACUUACCAAAUCUAAAAAAUAUUUAUUAUUUAAGAACCAGUUCUGGACAACAUAGAAAUAAUUUUAUGCGAAAUAAUUUUUUUAAUGCUAGAGAGAGGCAAUAUUAUCAAAAAAAUUACUACAAUUUUAAUCCAAGAAGAGGAAAUUACGAAUUUCCAUAUAUUAACAGAAUUAGAAGAAAAAACAAUGAACAUUAUGACUAG
Vairimorpha ceranae is the source of this 273-nucleotide messenger RNA. RefSeq lists its product as hypothetical. The coding region runs from base 1 to 273 and encodes 90 amino acids. The transcript has a single exon. Lineage: Eukaryota; Fungi; Microsporidia; Nosematidae. The record is from RefSeq and is a predicted model, not a curated record.